Molecule: messenger RNA, 3849 nt
Organism: Labeo rohita (rohu)
Lineage: Eukaryota; Metazoa; Chordata; Actinopteri; Cypriniformes; Cyprinidae
Gene: nlk1
Product: nemo-like kinase, type 1
Exons: 12
Coding region: 238-1665 (475 amino acids)
Biological process (GO): intracellular signal transduction; protein phosphorylation
Cellular component (GO): cytoplasm; nucleus
Molecular function (GO): MAP kinase activity; ATP binding
Source: RefSeq, a predicted model, not a curated record
CCUCCUUUCUUUCACUCCAUCCCCCUCUUUCAACUCCUCCUUCUCCCUCACUACCGCUAUUUCCAACAGCUGAUUUCCAGAUCAGAGAGAGAGGAACACGGCGAGACAGUUCAGAUUUGGGAUCAGCUGCAGCAGAAGGAAUAUAAAGCGAGCAGAAAUGCAGGGAGAGCGCUGCGAUCCGCCAGCAUCCGUCAUGAAGAUUUGAGCUCCGCCGCCGCUGCCAUCAGCUCCGAGAGGAUGGCUUUCCAUGGAUCCUCUCGGCCAACAGUGUGUGGUAACUUGUUCCCUGGGUCAGAGUUAGGCCACAAGUAUUUUUGUGUCAACACCACGACCGGCACUACCUCAACGGGCCUCAGCACAACACCAAAUCCGACCGGACCCAACGCACCCGCUGGGACUCCCAGGCACCCGGCGUCUCUCGGGGGCAGCGCAGGUGGAGGGGCGGCCAUCCCGCAGCCUCACAGUAACCCAGCAAGUGAGGUCCCGAGUCCUGCUGAAAUGGAGCCUGAUCGGCCUAUUGGUUAUGGUGCAUUUGGGGUGGUCUGGUCUGUGACGGACCCUCGGGAUGGGCGUAAGGUGGCUCUGAAGAAAAUGCCGAAUGUCUUCCAGAACCUGGUCUCCUGCAAACGUGUGUUCAGGGAACUCCGGAUGCUGUGUUUCUUUAAACAUGACAAUGUGCUGUCUGCCCUCGACAUCCUCCAACCUCCACAAAUCGACUGCUUUGAGGAGAUAUACGUGAUCACUGAGCUCAUGCAGAGUGACCUACAUAAAGUCAUCGUUUCCCCUCAGCCUCUCACCACCGAUCACAUCAAGGUGUUCCUCUACCAGAUACUCAGGGGGCUGAAGUACCUGCAUUCUGCGGGCAUUCUGCACAGAGACAUCAAACCAGGGAACCUGCUGGUCAACAGCAACUGUCUGCUUAAGAUUUGUGACUUUGGCCUGGCGCGAGUGGAGGAGCCGGAUCCUUCUCGUCACAUGACGCAGGAGGUGGUGACGCAGUAUUACCGUGCUCCGGAGGUUCUGAUGGGAUGCCAGCAUUACACUUCAUCGAUCGAUGUCUGGUCUGUAGGCUGCAUCUUCGCAGAGUUGCUGGGCAGGCGUAUUCUUUUCCAGGCUCAGAGCCCCAUACAACAGUUGGAUCUGAUCACUGAUCUGCUCGGGACUCCUCCUCUUUCUGCAAUGGCAUCGGCGUGUGAAGGAGCACGAGCGCACAUUCUUAGAGGACCCCACAAACCACCCUCGCUGUCUGUUCUGUACAUGUUGUCAGACGGAGCAACACAUGAAGCUGUUCAUCUUUUGUGCCGCAUGCUAGUUUUCGAUCCAGCCAAGCGGAUCUCGGGCAGUGACGCUCUGUCUCAUCCGUACUUGGAUGAGGGUCGUCUGCGGUACCACACUUGCAUGUGUAAGUGCUGUUACUCUGUGCCCAGCGGGAGGGUGUACACCAGAGACUUUGAGCCGCCUGCGGAUCGACCUUUCAGCCACAACUAUGAGCAGAGCAUGCACUCCGUCUGGCAGGGCAAAGAGCUCAUCCAUCGUUUUAUAACAGAGCACCAGCAAGGCAAACGAGUGCCUUUGUGCAUCAAUCCCCAGAGUGCAGCCUUCAAAACCUUUAUUAGAUCCACAGCCUGGCAUUCUUCAAAAGUAUCAAGGAAAGAAGAGAGAUGAGGGAGGAGGUGGAUUCUGGGAAAUGUGGAUCAUAGCAGCAAGCAUGCAUUGGAGAUGAAGAUGGUUCUUGACGGAUCACAUGCUUUUGAAUGAAUUCUCGGCACUCACUCUGAUUCAACAUGGGGAUUUCUCAGAAAAAAAAAAAAACACAUUUGUUUCCAGUUCCACUUACACAACACUGAUGAAUAAUGCUUCUGAUGCUGCUGAGAACACUUUUAUACUGACAGUGUGCUUGAGGAUUACAGGAAAUAGAAUUUUCCACAGAAAAAAAAGAGAAAAUCUCAUGGAUUGUUGAAUAUGACUAAAUGAGCCAACGUCAAUGUUGUGCAAUACGGACAUCUGGAAUAAUGCAAAUGACAAGACUGCGCUGACCAUGAUUUCACUAAGAGAUGAGAUGAGAUGAGUGCCCACAAGUCCAUAGCAUGUAUCUCUGCGGUGUAUCUCCAAACUCUGUCUAUAGACUUUUAUCACUGUGUUCCUUUUGCGGGUUCUUAGGUUUUUUUCUUACAAUUCUGGUAACCAAAAGUUCUUAAGUCUUCUUACUUUGUUAUUGCUUCCUCAUUCAACUGAAUGCUUUCUGUUCGAUAUCACUCAGAUUUUCUACUAUUUUUUUUCUGUACUGUUAUUAUUCAUUUAAUUGUGUAACCUCAGCAUUUCUUACUAAGCAUCCUGUGCAAAUGAUCCUUGAGCGAACGCAUUAGAGUUUUAGAGUUGUAUCAGAACGCUGUUUAGAGGCGACGACGUCUUGUGCCGACAGACGUACGUACGUGUUUAUCCGUGGAACGUAGGUACUGUGCCGUUUCCACCUGAAACAUCUUCCCAAAGGUCCCGCCCCCCUCCUAGGACCAAACGAGAUUGAUAUCAAUAUCCUGCUCUCUGAUUGGGCGAGGCUUUGUAGGCAGAGAAGAUAGAUUGAAUAUUAUUUAUUUUCUCUUUUUAAUUUAUUGUCGUCUUGUCCGAAUUGUUAGGUGUUUGUGUUUGACGGACAAGGUGCGUGGGUUUCAUGGUGAGCCGUCUGAUCCGUGAGUGUUUUAAAAAACAAAACAAAAAACUGCAGUUUCAGAGAGUUUAGGGAAUGUGCAGUGUUGGAAUAAUUUUUUUUUUUUUGAAUAUUUCAUUACCUCAACCAGCCUUCAGUUCACUGGGCUGGUGUAUAUAGACUGAACCCAAUCGUUUAUCAAAAAUGUACUGUAAUGCAGUCGAAUGACGUCAAGCGUGUGUGUGCGUGUGUGGAGCUGCAGUCUCUCCCUGAAUCCGUCUGCUUUCUUUUUCUCCUUUAGAGCAGAUUGUUGGGACAGUGGCUUAUGGUUAAUUUUAGAUUAGAUAGUUGUUGGGGAAAUGCUGCUGUUUGUGUAAUACCUCCGAAACCUCCCCAACUCAUUUGUCAGAGUAACAAGUCUAGAGCUCAGGUUUCAUAUUCUACAAUAUGGACUAGACUGUAGACACUGUAGACGUGGAUCCAGGCAGUCGUUGAAUACUCAAAAAUGCCCAGUACUGUAAACGGUGGCCUUCUACCACCAGGUGGCAACACAAGCGCAGGGCACGAAUGGAUGUAUCAAGGCAGUUGUUGCUCAUCAAUAAUGUCUCUCAGUGCAUGUGUAUGGACUUCACUUGGAUUUGCAAUUGCAGUGCAUUAGGAGUUUUAUUUUAGAAACUUUUUAAAUGUGCUGUUGCUAUUUAAUUUUAUUAUAGGAACUUUUUUCCCCCCAUGUAUUGUGACCAAUUUUUUUAGCUUUUGGUUUUAAUUUUUUGUUUAAGUUGAUGUUGUUUUUAUGACCACUUUUGCUAUUGUGUUGGUAGAAAAACUAGCAAAAUAGUGACGGGAAUGAAGAUCGGUGGGUUGGUUUAGUCUUGCCGACUGCCAAGCAGAAAGUGAACAUUUUAACUCAAUGGUGAAUUUCUUUUAGUCGUAAGAUAAUAGAUGUUAGACAUUUUUAAGAUGAAACUCAAAACUUGAUAUUCGUGUUAAUGACUAUUAUGGCUUUGAUAAAAUGAUUGAACAGUUGUUUUAAGAUGGUUAUUGCUUUCUUGUUAUGUUUUUCUUUUUUCAUUUUUGUCUUUGCAUUUUAGCAGAAAAAAAUGUUUUUGGACUUUUUGUGUUCCCAACAAAUACUUGAAGUUUUUAUGAAAAAAAAGAGACAUGGAUUAGGGUAAAAUAGACAUUAAAGAGACAGACACUGGAAA